This is a messenger RNA of Ahaetulla prasina, 3998 nucleotides long. RefSeq names its product death associated protein kinase 2 (gene DAPK2). NCBI's taxonomy places the organism in Eukaryota, Metazoa, Chordata, Lepidosauria, Squamata, Colubridae. The record is from RefSeq and is a predicted model, not a curated record. Gene Ontology annotation, biological process: intracellular signal transduction; protein phosphorylation; positive regulation of apoptotic process. Gene Ontology annotation, molecular function: ATP binding; protein serine/threonine kinase activity. The transcript has 12 exons. Gene Ontology annotation, cellular component: nucleus; cytoplasm. Bases 929 to 2386 code for a protein of 485 amino acids.
UGUUAUUUUCCCCAACACAACAUCCCUGUGAGGUGGGGCUGAGAAAGUGACUGACUUAAAAUCACCCAUCUAGUUUCAUGCUUAAGGUGGGACUAGUAGAGGGAAGCCCCCUUGACCCAGGUCAGGACACUUCCCUGGUUAAUGACUAACCUGCCUUAAUCCUGGCUUAAUCUAUUGAGUUAAGUAAGAGAAGAGGGAUGGAUCCAGGCCAGGCUUUCGGCGGUUUCAAACUAAAGAGGUUUUUUAGCCUUAAGAACUGCCGUCUAAUUCCUGGCUUCCCCAGGACUGAAACAGGAAGACCUUUGGGAGCAAGAAACGAUUUGCCGAAGCCACUGGCGUCUCUGGCGGGAUUUCACAUCCAGCAUUCCGCGCCUGGGAGCCUCUUGCCCGCUUUUCUAAGAAUUUCCCUUUGGGCGAAAGUUGUUUGACGCGAGGCAACGCCCUCCACCGCAGCCCCGUCUCCGCCCGGCCUCUCCUCACUUGGGGGUCCCUGGGAGGGCCCGACACCCGCUCGGUGGAUGGGGGGGGCGGCCCCCGUCCUGGCCCCCAAGGAAGCGGCCGCAGAUGCGGGGAGGCUCCGCUGAGGCUGCGGGCCGGCCAUUCCGCCACUGGGCUGUAGGGGGCGCCCGGGACGCCCGCGGCUCCUCCCCGGCCCAGCCCAGCCCACCAGACAGACGAGGAGGCUGCUCCAGGUGCCCUCGGCUCACGGCGCCGCGCAGACUGAUAGAAAGCAGCUGGGACUCCCCUGGCGGAAAAGAAGCAGGAGGAGGCUCCUCAGGGGCCCCCAAGGGGAAUUGUGGCUGCCAAAAGGGAAAGGCGACCGUUUGUCCCAACAGGCACCUCUGCUGAAGGUUGGCCCUUUGCUGCUUGCAGCUUCAUUUUGGUUCAGCCAAAGAUAAUCUCAGCUUGCAGGGCACAGACUCCAGGGAUGGCCGUGUUUAAACAGCAGAAGGUGGACGACCUGUAUGAAAUCGGGGAGGAGCUCGGCAGCGGGCAAUUUGCCAUUGUGAAGCGGUGCCGGGAGAAGGCCACGGGGCUGGACUAUGCAGCCAAGUUCAUCAAGAAGCGGCAGAGCCGGGCCAGUCGCCGCGGGGUCCGGCGGGAGGAGAUUGAGCGGGAGGUGAACAUCCUGCAGCAGAUUCUGCACAGCAGCAUCAUCCAGCUGCACGAGGUUUACGAGAACAAAACCGACGUGGUCCUUAUCCUCGAGCUAGUAUCUGGAGGGGAACUUUUUGAUUUCCUGGCCCAGAAAGAGUCGCUGAGUGAGGAGGAAGCCACACAGUUCAUUAAGCAGAUCCUGGACGGGGUCAACUACCUGCACACCAAGAAGAUCGCCCAUUUUGAUUUAAAGCCUGAGAAUAUUAUGCUGCUGGACAAAACCCUCCCCAUUCCUCACAUAAAGCUGAUCGAUUUUGGUCUGGCCCAUGAAAUAGAAGAUGGAGUGGAGUUUAAGAAUAUUUUUGGGACGCCAGAAUUCGUAGCUCCAGAAAUCGUCAAUUACGAGCCACUGGGACUGGCAGCUGAUCUGUGGAGCAUUGGAGUCAUCACUUAUAUAUUGCUGAGUGGUGCUUCUCCGUUCCUUGGAGAGACCAAGCAGGAGACGCUAGCUAACAUCACUGCUGUCAGCUAUGAAUUUGAUGAAGAAUUCUUCAGCCACACCAGUGAUCUGGCAAAAGAUUUUAUCCGGAAACUUCUGGUGAAAGAUACACGGAAACGACUCACAAUCCAGGAAGCGCUCAGGCACCCCUGGAUCAGGUCCAAAGAAGACUCCAAAGUCCAAGGCCACAGGAGGACCGAGCACAGGCCGCUGAAGACCAAAUGGCUGAGAGAUUACACCAUCAAAAGCCACUCCAGCAUUCCUCCAAACAACACCUAUGCCACCUUUGAACGCUUUGCCCAUGUGGUAGAGGAGAUCUCUGGCAUGGAGAAGAGCGUCGGCAUCCUGGCAGCCUCCCACGACUCCUUGCAAGGGGACAUUGAUGCGCUGGUCUCCAUCUACAACGAGAAGGAAGCUUGGUACAAGGAGGAGCAUGAAAGCGUGAAGCAUGAGCUUUCCCAGCUGAAGUACGAAUAUCGCAAGAUUGACUCUCUGAAGAAGCACCUGAAGGACGACAUCCAGACAGUGGGUGCCAACCUUGCUGGGGUCGCGGAGAGAUACAUGGGCCGGCAGUCGCACUACGAACGGCUGAGCAAGGAGCUGUCGGAAGAACUCCAGUGGAUCCAAGACUUAACGGGCAGCUUCUGGUCCGAGGGCUGCGAUGAAAGCUAUGCCCCAGCCAGCUUCGGCUGUGUCUUCCAGAAGGACCUCAAUGAGCUGCUGAACAGGUCCUGCUACGAAGAAUUCCUGGCGGCCUUAAACUUGGGCAUGACAAAAUCCAGUCAGUGAUGCUGCUGAAAACAGAGAUAUUUAUGCUGCUGCUUCAGUCCGAAUCAGUGAGGAAUUGCUUGGAUGGGAGCCUGCGUGCUGAACUCACACGAUUAGGUUUAUUUUUGAACAAUGUUAUUUGACGGUUGAGUCCCAAUUUCUAAUAAGGCUCUGCAUCUUUUUUUUCAAAGCUUGCCCUAUUUUUAUCCUUUGGGAGUUGACCUGAGCUUACCCUCGCCACUGAAGGCCUCCUCAAGGCUCGACUGUAGUUCAGCAUCCUUAAAAGCUUUUUAUUUAUUGCUGAGUUGCUGCUGUAAAUAAAUAGCCAUUGAUUUUCUUUUGUUUUGAAAGUCUGUAUGAAAGUAUUUUUUAAUAACGGAGCCAGAUGUGAAGUCUCUUGGGCUCUGCAAAGUGCUCUCUGCAGGCUUUCUGGCUGAAAGUCAAUCUUGCAAAUACCUUGGAGAAUAAACGGAGGAUUCAGAAUAAAUUUGCACACAUCCCUGUCACCUCACACCUGCUGCUGCGUAAGGCAGGACCUUCAGCCUGGAUUUUUAUCUCAUUCCAAACAAACAAACUGCUUCCUCUCAAUUAAGACAUGAGAUCUCUCUGUAAUGGGGGAACUAAUUUUUGUAUACAGAUAAUUGGAAAAUGAACGAGGGAGCGACAUGGAAGACACGCUAUCUGGCUUGCUGUUCUGCUCAUCUCCUUCAGAGAGCUUACAUUCUGCCACCUCUGUAACUAAUCUCAGAGAACGAGACUCAAUAAAUAUUUGUUUAGUGCAAUGUGCUUUCUAGACAGAGCUUGUGUUCAGAUGACCUGAAGAUGAUCUUGCUCCUUCUGGCAAAUUCUGCUUGGUCCUAGGCGAGGGGCCUUCCUCACUCAGAAAUUAUUCCCUCUCAGGUCGGCUGUAGUAGACUCUAAAGGCUUAAGAGCUGCUCAAUGAAGGGUGAAAAGGAAGGGGAGGGAAGUUUUAGCAGAAAAUGGAGGAACUGAAGCUGAAAUAAGCGGGUGUGGGGGGCACUUAGACACCAGCUGCUUGGUGGGCCCUCGUCUUCUCAAGCCCAGGAAAGCUACGGAAGGAAGCUCAGUUGUAGUUGAGACUGAGCCUCCUCAACCUUCAACCCAGGCAAAUGUCUCCCUGUGCCUGAAGCUUUCAACUUAGUGCUGUACUACUUCUUAACAUUUAUACCCCAUCCAAAGUCUUAUGGAGUUGGGCAGCAGAUAUAGUAAAUAAAUAAAAACGCAGUAAGUAAAUAAAUUUUUGAGAGAGCAGCUUGGUCAGCUGUUUGUAGUUCUUCCUCAGGCAAGAUUUAUAUACCUGAAUAUGGGCUCAUAUUUCAGUGGCAAAACAUUUGAAUCUGUAGGGUUGUUAGGGCAGGGUGAUGGUCCUACAAUAAUUUUAUACGGGAUAUUUAGUGUAUCCAGCACAUUACAAAAACAAGGCGAUGGGUCUUACUCUAAGGAACUGGAAGACUAAAAUCUAGCACCUGCAUAGGAAGGACUAGAGAGAAAACAGGUGAACAAGGGGGCUGAGGUUAAGGAAAAAGCCAGCCUAAAUGUGAACCAGGCAAUGCCUGGCACAUUUGAGCACUGUCUCCUUGGGGGGGGGGCAGGGGAGGCUGGGCCUGACUUU